This is a messenger RNA of Rhododendron vialii, 2645 nucleotides long. RefSeq lists its product as uncharacterized. The transcript has 8 exons. The record is from RefSeq and is a predicted model, not a curated record. NCBI's taxonomy places the organism in Eukaryota, Viridiplantae, Streptophyta, Magnoliopsida, Ericales, Ericaceae. Gene Ontology annotation, molecular function: cysteine-type peptidase activity. Gene Ontology annotation, biological process: proteolysis. Bases 360 to 2615 code for a protein of 751 amino acids.
AACAAAAAGCAGUGGAUUUAAAUGAUGCGGUAGUUGCCGAUACGCCACCCUCAAAGUUAAAAGGUAUAAGACCACAAGCAAAUCAUGAUGUGGAAGGGUCCUCGAAGGUUCGCACAAGAUUUGGGAGUGUAGCAUGAGGGAUUAAGGCAAAACAUCCUCGACUGGUUGUGGAAGAGUCCGCGCCGAAACGCACAAGAUCUGGGAGUGUAGCGCAAGGAAUUAAGGGCAAACUUCCUCGUUCAAGGAAAGAUCGAGAUGUAAAUGAGGGGGGAAUACGUGAGACAGCGUAUCGUGCAAGCCUAAAUGGCAUAAAGACAUUAAUUGAGGAGCUGAAUUUGAGUGAUGAUCACAAGAAAAUCAUGAAGAAAACUCCAUUCUGGAAGAUUUUCAAGUCCAUUAUUGAGAACAAGUUGACAUCCGCGCAUUGUCGAAAAAGCGACAAAAUUAUUGUCAAGAUCAUCAACGCAUAUGAUCCAGACACUGGUGGGUUUACAUUGGGAGGCAAGACUAUUAGGAUAACACGAGAUGACAUAUUUAGUAUAUUUGGCAUAACAGGGGGUUCUGAAAAGGCCAGUUUCAAGUAUGGAUCCAGAGAAGGAGUUGAAAUGGUGAGAAGAGGUUUUAUCGAAGCAGAACGUUUAUCGAGUUCAUCGCUAAAGGAACUUGUGAAACAGUAUGUGGUUAAAAACAACAAGGCCGGAAGGCAAGAUUUUGUAUGGCUACUGUGUGCCUACCUAUUACAUAGUCUUUUUUUCCCCGCCGAGACAACUGUGAAAUGGGUAUAUUUGGAACGUGUUGAGGACUUGGAACGAUUACGAAACUAUGAUUGGUGUGGGGCGAUUCUGGAUGAACUAAUGACAUCAAUAAGACAGCAUCAUGAUGACCCAAGGAGGGUGUCAAGGUGUGUCGUGGUUCUUCUGUACUGGCUAUGCGAGCACACCAAUCUAGUGAAGCCCCUCAAUACCGAAGAAUCACUGGGUAUAAUUAAGUGGAGGACGAUGGAUUUGGUAAAUGCGUUUAGGGAAAUAGCACUCAAUGAGCUUGAAUCUGAUCAAGUGGUUUCAUGGCAACAAAAUGUUCAUGAUACCAAUAUGGUUUCUGGGAACAUAGACAAUGGCGAUGCUGGAAUGUCGAGGGAAAAGAUUGGAAAUGAGUGGAGAAAUGGUUCAGCAAAGUAUGGUAAUGGGACUCAAUGUAGUAAGCGUAAACAUGCAUUGGUGAUCGGUAAAAAGGGGGAUUCAGCGAGAAUGAUAAGGAAUCAGGACAGUGUGCACACGGUGGAGGAUUUCUUGAAACAGGGCAGUUUGCACAUGGAAUAUGGUGUUGAAAUUGCAUCACGGAUCAGUUAUAUUCGGGACAGUGGCCCUAGUGUUGAAUACAUCAGUAAUCCAACAGAACAUGAUCAGAAUUCAAGUGUAAUUGGUGAGCUCCGUGACCAAAUAGCGAAUAUGAAGGACCAUAUGAAACAGAUUGAGGAGAUACAUGCGAGAGAAAUUGCAAUCAAGGACAAGAAGAUUGAAAGCUUGGAUGAAACUGUUUUGGUCCUACUGAGUGAAAACAGUAAACUAUGGGAUCAACUUACGGAGACAGCGGUACACGAAGUGACGCAGAAAUACAGACCCAUGACACCGGAGGAGCAAGAGCGUUCUAUGAUUACCCGUCUGAAAGCAAGGAUGAGGAAGGACACCGAAAAAGAGGACUACGAGUAUGGACAGAAACAUAAGAGACACACAUCAGAAUCGUCAAAAGUAGAUGCAGAAGUCGACCCCAAAGGAGUGAUCGAUGUUGAUAAUUUUAUCGCAGGGCCAGAAAAGGGACCUUUUAAGCCUAAACCGAUUAGAAACCUUAGGACAAACGCAGUGCAUCGUCUACUCUCGAGCGAGGAGAAAGCUAAGAUUAAAAAAAUGUGGGAUGAAGCCUAUAGUAGCACGAUUAUAUGGUCAGGGACCGUUGUGGGAUGUUCCGUGUUUGUUGAAGAUAUCCGUCAACUCAUUGUUGAUUCUGCGAUAUCAGGGAAUGUUAUUGAUGCAUAUGUGGAGAUUCUAUCAACUGAGCAAGGUAGUGUGGCAGAUCAGAUGCAGGGUGAUUGCACACAAGGGACGAACAAGACGGUUUAUGUAUUCACGUGCAGUUUUUUGACAAUGCUAGGGUGUAAGUGUCCUAUAGAACGCAAAAAAAUACUUGAAAGAAUGAUGCCGCAAACGGCUUCUUACCGAUACUUGAUGUUUCCAAUCCACUUUGGUUAUCAUUGGACAUUACUUGUCCUCGACAAUGAAGAGGGGAGCUGGAAGUUUUACAAUUCUAUGAGGGAAAGAACCGAGGUGGAUGCCCACUAUAAGGCAGCGGAACAACUGAAAAAUCAAGUGGAAAGUUAUUGGAAAAGCACUAGAGAUGGGUUGCUAACAACCCAGGAUUGCGAACCCAUAGUGACAGUCCAAGACAGUCCCCAACAGGAAGAUAGCAGCCUCGAUUGCGGUGUUAUUGUGUGUUAUAUCAUCCGGCAAUACUAUCGAGACGAAGAAAUCGCGCCGAUCCUAAGGAAAGCAGCAUGUCAUAAAAUCCGGUCUGAAAUAGUUAAAGCAUUCCUAAGUGGUGCAGGCCAUUUGUGGAGUUAGGAUAGUAGUAGAUGGUAUUCCCAACGUCGU